Hyposmocoma kahamanoa is the source of this 1557-nucleotide messenger RNA. RefSeq names its product protein mothers against dpp (gene Mad). The record is from RefSeq and is a predicted model, not a curated record. Gene Ontology annotation, cellular component: heteromeric SMAD protein complex. Lineage: Eukaryota; Metazoa; Arthropoda; Insecta; Lepidoptera; Cosmopterigidae. The transcript is spliced from 3 exons. Gene Ontology annotation, molecular function: I-SMAD binding; DNA-binding transcription factor activity, RNA polymerase II-specific; RNA polymerase II cis-regulatory region sequence-specific DNA binding. The coding region runs from base 84 to 1352 and encodes 422 amino acids. Gene Ontology annotation, biological process: BMP signaling pathway; SMAD protein signal transduction; cell differentiation.
UGAUCGAUGGUGUUUGGGGUCUGCGAGGGGUGAUCGCGAGCGCGCAUUCCCACGGCGGGUGAGUCAGCGGACGCUCCGUAACCAUGGAGACGGAUGAUGGGGAGUCGUCCAGCAGUGGACCCAUGUCCAGCCUGAACAGCCUCUUCUCAUUCACCAGUCCUGCGGUGAAGAAGCUGCUGGGCUGGAAACAGGGCGAUGAAGAAGAGAAAUGGGCGGAGAAGGCUGUCGACAGUCUGGUGAAAAAACUGAAAAAGCGGAAAGGUGCAAUUGAGGAGCUGGAACGAGCGUUGUCCUGCCCCGGAACGCCCUCCAAGUGCGUCACGAUUCCACGAUCGUUAGACGGUCGGCUACAGGUGUCACAUCGCAAAGGGUUACCCCAUGUGAUUUACUGCCGCGUUUGGCGUUGGCCUGAUCUCCAAAGCCACCAUGAGCUUAAACCCCUGGAGAUUUGCCAGUACCCCUUCAGCGCGAAACAAAAGGAAGUAUGCAUCAACCCUUACCACUAUAAAAGAGUGGAAAGCCCUGUUCUGCCACCUGUUUUGGUGCCUCGGCAUUCCGAGUUCGCGCCUGGACAUUCCCUGCUGCCUUUCCAAAGGACCACCGAACCGGCGAUGCCUCACAACGUGUCCUACUCGGGAUCAGGUUUUCCCCCAUCGGCAAGUUCUGAACUUCCUGACACUCCUCCACCGGCGUAUUCACCUCCUUCUGAUGACACAGAAACUCCGGGAGAAGUGGCUCCAGUCUCCUACCAAGAACCUUUAUAUUGGGCUACAGUAGCGUACUACGAGCUAAACUGCAAGGUCGGAGAGGUCUUCCACUGCAACUCCCAUUCGGUAGUAGUGGACGGUUUUACCGACCCCUCGAACAAUAGCGACAGAUUCUGCCUCGGACAACUCAGCAACGUGAACAGAAAUUCGACCAUAGAGAACACAAGACGCCACAUAGGAAAGGGUGUGCAUUUUUACUACGUGGGCGGCGAAGUUUACGCCGAGUGUUUGUCGGACGCGGCGAUUUUCGUACAAAGUCGAAACUGUAACCACCAUCAUGGAUUCCACCCUUCGACUGUAUGCAAGAUACCACCCGGUUGUUCUCUGAAGAUAUUCAACAAUAGAGAGUUUGCACAAUUGUUGUCCCAAAGCGUGAAUCACGGUUUCGAAGCCGUGUAUGAAUUGACAAAGAUGUGCACGAUUCGAAUGUCGUUCGUUAAAGGCUGGGGAGCGGAGUAUCACCGUCAGGAUGUAACGUCUACCCCUUGCUGGAUUGAGAUACAUCUCCACGGUCCUUUGCAGUGGCUCGACAAGGUCCUCACACAAAUGGGUUCCCCGCACAAUGCCAUCUCGUCCGUGUCUUAAUAAAGUUCAAAUCUGGUAUUAAUUUCAAUCUCACAAAAUUCACUAUUUCCCGCUGCAUUUUUUUUAUCUAGGUUUUUUGGAUUAGCAAAUCAUGUAAGAUUUUUUCUUUUACAUCGAUUAAGCGUACUUUUUUAUUACAACUUUGGACAAGAGUGAUACUUUAUGGUCACAUUCGAGCUAAUAAAACAAAUCCCAAACUAAACAC